Messenger RNA from Pseudophryne corroboree (corroboree frog), 13745 nucleotides. It is a transcript of the gene DNAH2, whose product is annotated as dynein axonemal heavy chain 2. Bases 148 to 13614 code for a protein of 4488 amino acids. Gene Ontology annotation, cellular component: dynein complex. The transcript is spliced from 88 exons. Gene Ontology annotation, molecular function: ATP hydrolysis activity; dynein light intermediate chain binding; ATP binding. The record is from RefSeq and is a predicted model, not a curated record. NCBI's taxonomy places the organism in Eukaryota, Metazoa, Chordata, Amphibia, Anura, Myobatrachidae. Gene Ontology annotation, biological process: microtubule-based movement.
UGGCAGGGCUGAAGGUAACCGCCCACCAGACGUCAUGUGACCGUCCCGCACACCGUUACCUAGGAGACGCGUCCAGGGCAACCGCCAGCUCCUGUGUGUCCAUCUACUGCCUGCAAUAUACAGUAUAUAGGACACGGUAUAUGAAACAUGUCGGCCACAGAGAUUCUCUCUGUGUCACCGGAUCUGCGUCCUCCGAACACAUCAGACCAAGAGAGACCAGGAGAUGUGGACCCCCAACCUGCCAACAGCAGACCUGUAGAAGAUGGAAAGACAGAACAGGACACGUCUCCCUCCUCUGCUCUCGUCGAGGAACAUUUAGAUUUGAAACCAAACUUGAAGCAGAGGAUUGUUCUCCGCCACCUCCCGCCAGAGAUAUGGACCCCAGAGCUGGAUACCGCCUUGGACCACUUUGUUUCGGACAUCACCCAGGAGGUCCUAUCUGUGUACUUUGAUCCCCACACCGGACUGCACGCGGAGUUCAACAUGCCAGGACAGAAUGUGGAGCAGUUAGUCUAUUUCAUCAGAAGAGAGAGGUCCUCGCUAGUUCCUGAGAACCUACAGGAGAACCUGCAGUUUGGAUGUGUGCGAGGUCCCUACAUCGUAGCUCUGCUCAGGCUGAUGAAUGGUGUCUACGCGCCUUACAUCUUCAGUAACACCACCUGGCCGGAGAGUAUCCGGAACAACUUCUCGGCUCACGCCCACCGCUUUCUGGCAGCGCUCACCGAUAUCCGCUACAAGCUGCAGGGACAUACCGUCCUCUACAUCCCCAUCGAGGCCAUGAACUUAAAUGCUGAGGUUGCAGUGAAGGACAAAGAGAUGGUUCAGAGGCUGGAGACUGCCAUGGUUCACUGGACCCGUCAGAUCAAGGAGGUCCUGAGUGCACAGGAAGCUCUGGAGAUGGGGGAGAGUUCCGGACCCCUGGAGGAGAUUGAGUUUUGGAGAGACAGGUGUACCGAUCUCUCAGGAAUUAGCACCCAACUGGACAAGCCUGGGGUCAAACAUAUUGAACUCAUCCUUGAGAUGGCAAAGUCUUCCUACGUGGGACCAUUCAGGAAAUUGUCCAAGCAGAUCCAGGACGGUUCUCUCCAAGCUCAGUCCAACCUGAGUUUCCUGUCUGUGCUGAAAGAACCCUUUGAGGAGCUGACGUCCCUGACGCUAAAACAGAUUCCCGGCAAGCUUCCCCGUCUCCUCAGCCUCGUCCGCGUCAUCUGGGUUAACUCUCCAUACUACAACACCCGCGAAUGCCUCACCUCACUGUUCCGUAAGAUAAGCAAUGAAAUAAUCCGGCUCUGCAGCAGGGAAAUAUCUCUAGACCGCAUCUUCGAUGGCUUCAUCACGUCAAGCCGCGAGGUUCUGAAAGACUGCAUCUGGUGCUGCACGGCGUGGAAGGAGCAGUACAUGAGCGCAGCGCAGCUUCAUCAGAGGUUUUCCAAAGUCGGGUGGGUUUUGGAUCAAACCAGUAUCUUUGCUCAAGUGGACGCCUUUAUACAGCGCUGCAAAGAUCUCCUAGAGGUGUGCCUGUGUCAGCAGCAGUUCCGGCGGUGGGAGGAUGGACAGCAGACCCCGCUUCCCUGCUUCCCAGGCCAGAGCGGCCCCCGGAUCACCCGCAACUUGCUGGAGAUUGAAGAGACGUUUCACAAGAACUUAUUGGUUCUGAAGUCGAAGAAGACCAUACUGGAUGUGAAGAACACGUUCUGGCAUGAUGACUAUAACAGGUUCCGAGCUGGGGUGAAGGACCUGGAAGUGAUGAUGCAGAAUCUCAUCACGACGGCCUUUGAGACGGUCCGCGGAGUGGAGCAGGGGGUGGAGCUGUUGGACAUUUUCCACCAUUUGUCAGCACGAGAGGCAAUAAAGCGCAUGUUCGAUAAGAAGACGGUGCAAGUGUACGAGCUGCUGAAAAACGAGCUUGAUCUGGUGAACAAGGAGCUGGGGAGGAGAGACCCGACCGUGCCCUCUCACAUGUGCACCUGCGCCGGCCAAGCGCACUGGGCGCGGGCCCUGAAACGUCGCAUUGAAAGACCUAUGGAGAUCCUGGCUAAUGCCCAUUUCAUGCCCCGCAUUGGAAUAGGGGAGGAAAGCAUCCAGGAGUACCAGCAGCUGGCACAGAAGCUUGAUGAGCUGGUGAGGAAGAUCUUCAGCGAGUGGUCUCAGUCAGCUGACAAACAGGCCAUGAAGCGGCUAGAUAUACCACUCAUGGUUCGCAGCCAGGAGAAGGUCGGCAUGUUGGAUGUGAACUUUGAUAAAAACCUACUGAAAAUGUUUGUGGAGAUCAACUACUGGGAGCGGCUGUCGUUUGAGAUCCCGCACUACCUGGUGGACAUUUACCAGAGACAGGAGGACCUCAGAAACCUACGUGAGAAUGUUCUGCUGGUGGUACGGGCAUAUAACAGGAUCAUAGCCGCUCUGUCCCUGGAGGAGCGGGGUUUGUUCAGAGAAAGAAUACGCUUCUUAGAUAAAAAGAUCCAGCCUGGACUUACCAAGCUACAUUGGUCAUCUAAGGGAGCGUCAAGUGCCUUCAUCAAUGACUGUCUGCUGCACGCAAGCAAGAUCCAACAAAUUGUGGAUAAUUACAAAGCUUCCAACCUGAAUAUCUCCCACUGCGCCAAGUUGAUAAGCGAGACAUUGCUGCUUCAUAUUGAUGGGAAACGAGUCUUCCGAGAUCUGGAGUUUCAGGAGGUGCAGGAGGAACACCGCAGGAUCGUCCAGGGCCGUCUGCAGACCCUCCACGAGGAGAUCUGCAGCCUCAUGAGGACCACCUAUGAAGUUUUUAGGACAGAUGGACCUGAGGUCCAGCAUCACUGGAUGACCUACACGGAGAAGAUGGACCGUCUCAUCGAAGAGGCCUUCAGACUCAACAUCAAGUGGUCUCUUCAGGAGUUGUCAAAGGCCAUCAAUGGCGACAGCAAAACGGCCCAGAGCCCCAUAUUCCGGGUCAUGGUGAUUCUGCAAGACAUCCCUGGGUCCACGGCUGAGGUGGAGUUCUCUCCCACGCUCGUACAGCUGGCAGACAUCGUAAACAGCGUAUGCUCGGAGAUCCUCAUCACCAUCUCCAGUUUCAGGCGACUUCCCGACAUACUGACCAAGAAGAAAUCUCAGCGGGACCCCAUACACUCCAUUCUGGAGCGGGACGACGAGAUCAAGAAGAUACAGGCUCAGAUCAGUGGUGGCAUGGCCGGCAAUGCUAAUCUCCUCCAGGCCUACUUGAAGACUUGGGACUCGUUCCGGAUGAUCUGGGAACCCCAGAAAGACACUUUGAUACGACGCUAUCAGCGCCUCAACCCUAUCGUGUCUGCAUUUGAUGCUGACAUUGCCCGGUACACCGAGCUGGCUAACAACGUUCAGAAGCAGGAGACGGUGCAGAACAUCCAGUUUGUGAUGCUGGACUGCAGUCACCUCAAGUUUGCUCUAGUCCAACACUGCAAUGAGUGGCAAAAUAAGUUCACUGGCCUUCUGAGGCACAUGGCCACCGAGAAGCUGAUGGAACUACACGCAUACCUGAGGGACAACGCAGAGAGGGUGAUGACGCUGCCCCAGAAUCUGGAGGAGCUGGCCCAGAGCCUGACCCUGUAUGACACACUGCAGAGCGAGCUCUCUAAGGUGGAGGGUCAGAUCAUGCCCAUUCAUGACCAGUUUGAGAUCCUGAAGAAAUAUGAGGUUGUCGUGGAGGAGUCGGUGCUCCAGACAUUGGACUCUUUGAACAAAGCCUGGCUCUCUUUCCAACAGAGUCUCAUAGAUAGUGAGUCCAUGCUUAAAAAGUCUAAAGAGAAGUUCAAAAGUGGCCUUAUCCACACUGCCGAAGAGUUCAAAAAGAAAGCACGGUCCCUGCUGGAGGAUUUCGCUGGUAAAGGACCCUUCUCCAGCUCGGUGGGAUGUGACCCAGCUCUAGAGUUGAUAGCUGCAAACCGUCAGAUGAUGAACGUCCUAAAGGAGGAGGAGAACACCAUUCGCUCUGGUCUGAGCAUGUUCAAGAUAGAACAGCCGUUCUCCAAGGACAUCCAGGCCCUGGAGAAGGACCUGGACUCUCUGCAGCUGGUGUGGGAAGCCACUAAAGAGUGGGAACAGAACUGGCAUGACUGGAAGUCUGGCCGCUUCCUUACUCUCCAGACGGAGCUGAUGGAAACCACCGCACAGGGUCUGUACAGAAGGCUGACCAAGCUGAGCCGGGAGUUGAAGGAUAAGAAGUGGGAAGUGGUGGAGGCAUCGAGGCUCCGUAUUGACCAGUUCAAGAGAACACUGCCUCUUAUCGCAGACCUGCGCAACCCAGCCUUGCGGGACAGGCACUGGUCACAAGUGAAGCAGGAGGUCCAGAGCUCCUUUGACCAGGGAGCUGAUGACUUCACCUUGGAGAAAAUUGUGCAGCUGGGGCUAGAUCAGCACGUGGAGAAGAUCAACGAGAUCUCCACGGCGGCCACAAAGGAGCUGUUCAUUGAACAGUCCCUGGAGACUAUCUCACAGACCUGGGAGGAGGUGCUGUUGGACAUUGUGUCCUACAAAGAUAAAGGCCACUAUCGCCUGAGAGGGACCGAUGAUGUCUUCCAGGCUUUAGAAGACAACCAAGUCAGCCUCGCCACCAUGAAGGCCUCCCCAUUUGUGAAAGCUUUUGAAAAAGACGUGGACCGGUGGGAGCGUUGUCUGUCUCACAUCCUGGAGGUCAUUGAGAUGAUCCUCACUGUACAGAGGCAGUGGCUGUAUUUGGAGAAUAUCUUCACAGGUGAGGACAUCCGGAAGCAGCUGCCCCAGGAGUCGGCAGAGUUUGAUGCCAUCAAUGCCAGCUGGAAGAUCAUUAUGGAUCGGUUAAAUAAGGAUAACAAUGCCUUGCGCGGAACUCACCACCCAGGUCUCCUGGAGAAGCUGGGACAGAUGAAUGAAGUUCUGGAGGGAAUUCAGAAGUCCCUGGACCUGUACCUGGAGACCAAACGGCAGAUCUUCCCGCGAUUCUACUUCUUGUCCAAUGAUGACCUGCUAGAGAUCCUUGGCCAGUCCCGGAACCCUGAAGCUGUAAAGCCGCAUCUCAAGAAGUGCUUUGACAACAUCACGUCGCUUAAGAUCCAGAAGGUUGGCGCCAGCAAUAAGUCCGAGGCUGCAGGGAUGUUCUCCGCAGAGGGGGAGUACGUGGAAUUCACGCACCCCGUGUUAUUAGAGGGCCCCGUGGAGGCCUGGCUGUGCGACAUUGAGAGGACCAUGCGAUGGACUUUGAAGGACCUUCUCAGGAACUGCCGACUGGCACUGAAGAAAAUGACGACCAAACGGGACAAGUGGGUGAAGGAUUGGGCAGGACAGAUGCUGAUCACCUCCAGCCAGAUACAGUGGACCACAGACGUGACCAAAUCUCUGGCGACAGCCAAGGAACGCGCAGACAAGAAGUUUCUCAAAACCAUGAAGAAGAAGCAGGUCUCUAUGCUGAACAAGUACUCUGACGCGAUCCGGGGAAACCUGACCAAGACUCUGCGGCUCAAGCUGGUGGCCUUGGUCACUGUGGAGGUCCACGCCAGAGACGUCAUCGAUAAGAUGCUGAAGAGUGGCUGCACCGAUGUCACCUCCUUUGAAUGGUUGAGUCAACUGCGUCUCUACUGGGAUAAGGACAUUGAUGACUGUCUCAUUAGACAGACCAACACACAGUUCCAGUAUGGAUAUGAGUAUCUGGGAAAUUCGGGCCGCCUUGUGAUUACUCCUCUAACUGACAGAUGCUACAUGACCCUCACCACAGCCCUGCACCUACAUCGUGGGGGAUCCCCUAAGGGCCCAGCUGGUACUGGGAAGACAGAGACUGUGAAAGAUUUAGGAAAGGCACUGGGAAUGUACGUGAUUGUGGUGAACUGCUCGGAGGGCCUGGACUACAAAUCCAUGGGAAGGAUGUAUUCUGGCUUGGCCCAGACUGGUGCUUGGGGCUGUUUCGACGAGUUUAACCGCAUCAACAUUGAAGUGCUGUCGGUGGUUGCCCAGCAGAUCCUUUCUAUCCUGUCCGCUCUCUCCGCUAACCUCAACCGAUUCAUAUUUGAGGGAAGAGAAAUCAACUUGGUGUGGUCUUGCGGUAUUUUCAUCACCAUGAAUCCAGGAUACGCCGGCCGCACCGAGCUCCCCGACAACCUCAAGUCCAUGUUCAGGCCCAUUUCCAUGGUGGUUCCAGACUCGACGCUCAUUGCAGAGAUAAUUUUGUUUGGAGAAGGGUUCAGUAACUGCAAGCUCCUGGCUAAGAAGGUCUACACCCUGUACUCGCUGGCCGUACAGCAGCUGUCCAAGCAGGACCACUAUGAUUUUGGACUGAGAGCUCUCACCUCAUUGCUCCGCUACGCUGGGAGGAAACGCAGGGUGCGGCCCGAUUUAUCCGAUGAGGAGAUUCUUCUCAUGUCCAUGAAAGAUAUGAAUGUUGCCAAGCUCACCUCCGUGGACCUUCCCCUGUUCAAUGGAAUCACACAGGAUCUUUUCCCAGGCAUUGACACGCCAUCUGUAGAUUACGGCAAGCUGCGGGAACAGAUUGAACAGGAACUGCGCCUCUCCGGCCUGCAAAUCACGCCGUUCACCGUCGCCAAAGUCAUCCAGCUGUACGAAACCAAGACGUCGCGCCAUUCCUGCAUGAUCGUGGGGAGGACCUGCAGCGGGAAGUCCACCACCUGGCGCUGCCUGCAGGCGGCUCUGACUGCGCUCAACCGUACCGGUGACCCCACCUAUAACCCUGUGCGGGAUUUCCCGCUGAAUCCCAAGGCGGUGUCCCUGGGGGAACUCUAUGGAGAGUACGACCUGACUACCAACGAGUGGACGGAUGGCGUUCUCUCCAGUCUCAUGAGGACAGCGUGCGCCGAUGAGCGGCCGGAUGAGAAGUGGAUCGUGUUUGACGGGCCGGUGGACACUCUGUGGAUCGAGAGCAUGAAUUCUGUGAUGGAUGAUAACAAAGUCCUAACUCUCAUUAAUGGGGAGCGGAUUGCAAUGCCUGAGCAGGUCUCGCUGCUGUUUGAGGUGGCGGAUCUCGCAGUAGCCUCUCCGGCCACCGUGUCCCGUUGCGGGAUGGUCUACACCGACCACACCAGCCUGGGCUGGAAGCCCUAUGUCCAGUCAUGGCUGGAGAAGCGACCCAAGGCGGAAACAGAGACUCUCCAGCGCAUGUUCGAUAAAUACGUCGGGCGGAUUCUCGAGUACAAACACCAAAACUGCAAGGACCUUGUGCCGCAAGAGGACACCAGUGGGGUCAUCUCGCUGUGCAAAUUGUAUGACUCGCUUGCUACAGCUGAAAACGGGGUAAAUCCAGCGGACACGGACAACUACAGCCGCAUGGUGGAGCUCUGGUUCCUGUUCUGUCUGAUCUGGUCAGUCUGUGCUUCUGUGGAUGAAGACGGGAGAAGAAAGAUUGACAACUACAUGAGGGAGCUGGAAGGAAGCUUCCCUAGCAAGGACACUGUAUACGAAUACUUUGUGGAUCCUAAAUCGAAGAAUUGGCUCAACUUUGAGGAGAAGCUGCCAAAGGGUUGGCGAAUUCCUCCCAAUGCCCCAUUCUAUAAGAUCAUGGUGCCAACAGUAGACACUGUGCGCUAUCAGUUUAUCGUCAGUGCCCUGGUUUCCCAUCAGAGCCCAGUCCUGCUUGUGGGACCAGUGGGUACUGGGAAGACCUCCAUCGCCCAAAGCGUUCUGCAGUCCCUAGAUGCUAACAAGUGGGCCCUACUGACCGUAAACAUGUCUGCCCAGACCAGCUCAAGUAAUGUGCAGAAUAUUAUUGAGAGUCGCGUGGAGAAGAGAACCAAGGGUGUCUAUGUGCCUGCCGGGGGCAAGCAGCUGAUAACCUUCAUGGAUGACCUCAAUAUGCCAGCUAAGGACACGUUUGGAUCACAGCCCCCUCUUGAGCUACUUCGGCUCUGGAUUGACUAUGGCUUCUGGUAUGACCGUCACAAUCAGAGCAUCAAAUAUGUAAAGGACAUGUUCAUUAUGGCAGCCAUGGGUCCGCCUGGUGGGGGCCGCACAGCUAUAUCUGAUCGACUCAAGAGCAGGUUUAACCUUAUUAACAUGACGUUUCCAUCGGAGUCUCAGAUUCAUCGCAUCUUUGGGACAAUGAUGAGUCAGAAGCUGCAGGACUUUGAGGAGGAGGUGAAGCCCGUUGGAGAUGUGAUCACUCAGGCGACUGUGGAACUGUAUAAUGGAGUCACUCAGAGGUUUCUUCCCACGCCUGCCAAGAUCCAUUAUCUGUUUAACCUCCGUGAUAUCUCUAAGGUAUUCCAGGGCAUGUUACGAGCCCACCGUGACCUCCAUGAUACAAAGCAGAGCAUCACCAGACUCUGGGUACACGAGUGCUUCAGGGUCUUCUCCGACCGCCUGGUCGACUCAUCGGAUACUGAAGCCUUUGUAGGGAUUCUUAGUGAAAAGUUGGGUUCUCUCUUUGACCUCAACUACCACAACCUGUGCCCCAGCAAACACCCACCUAUAUUUGGUGACUUCAUGCAUGAACCCCCAGUGUAUGAGGAUAUUACAGACUUCAAGACCCUGAAAACCUUUAUGAUGACUCAACUGGAGGAGCAGAGCCGGCAGCCCGGGGCAUCUACCAAGAAACUGGUCCUGUUCACCGAUGCUAUCCAGCAUGUGACCCGCAUCGUGCGUGUGAUCGGACAGCCGCGUGGAAACAUGCUGCUCAUCGGCAUUGGCGGCAGUGGACGGCAGAGCCUGGCACGGCUGGCGGCCUAUAUUUGUGACUACAAGGUCUUCCAGCUGGAGGUGACCCGAGGGUACCGCAAGCAGGAGUUCAGAGAAGACAUUAAGAGACUGUACCGACUGGCUGGAGUAGAUGGCCGCCCCACUGUCUUCCUCCUGGCGGAUACUCAGAUCACAGACGAAUCCUUCCUGGAGGAUGUGAAUAACAUAUUAAGUUCCGGGGAGGUCCCCAAUCUGUACAAGGCUGAUGAGUUUGAAGAGAUCCGGAACUUACUACAAGAAAAAUGUCGGGAGGAAAACGUCCCGGACACCCCGGAGAGUCUCUUCAACUUCCUGGUGGAAAGAGUGCGGAGCAAUCUGCACAUCGUGCUCUGCAUGAGCCCUGUGGGGAACCCCUUCAGGAAUCGAAUUCGCCAAUACCCAGCUCUUGUUAACUGCACGACCAUUGACUGGUUCUCUGAGUGGCCUGAAGAGGCCUUGCUGGAGGUUGCGGAGAGAUAUCUGGAGGGAGCCGAUCUCGGAAGCAUGGAAGAGAUCAAUGGGAAAGUGGCCCGAAUCUUUGUCACAAUGCACCGCUCUGUAGCAGAAUAUUCGCACAAGAUGAAAAUGGAACUGAGGAGGCAGAAUUAUAUCACGCCAACCAGCUACCUGGAGGUGGUAUCCCGAUAUAAAAGGCUCCUGAAUGAGAAACGCUCAGAGUUGGGCGAGAAGGCGUCAAAGUUGCGGAACGGACUCUUUAAGAUUGACGAGACUCGGGAGAAGGUGGAGAAGAUGUCGGAGCAGCUUGCAAUCGCCAGAAGUAAAGUGGCUGAAUUCCAGAAGCAGUGUGAGGAGUACCUGGUCAUUAUAGUCCACCAGCGGAGAGAAGCCGAUGAGCAGCAGAAGAUGGUGACAGCUCACAGUGAGAAGAUCGGAGCCGAAGAGAUAAAGUGCAAAGCUCUGGCAGAUAAUGCUCAGAAAGACCUGGAGGAAGCUCUUCCUGCUCUAGAGGAGGCCAUGAGGGCCCUGGAGACACUGAACAAGAAGGACCUGAGUGAGAUCAAGGCUUAUGGACGCCCUCCAGCCCUGGUUGAGACUGUAAUGCAGGCUGUCAUGAUCCUGAGAGGAAAUGAGCCCACCUGGGCCGAGGCCAAAAGACAGCUAGGAGAGCCCAACUUCAUCAAACAGCUCAUUAACUUUGACAAGGACAAUAUCUCGGAGAGGAUCCUGAAGAAGAUUGGACAGUACUGUGUCCUGACAGAUUUCUUUCCAGACAUUGUUGGCCGAGUGUCUCUGGCUGCCCGGUCUCUCUGCAUGUGGGUGCGGGCUAUGGAGAUGUACGGUCGUAUUUUCCGCGUGGUGGAACCAAAACGUGCUCGUAUGAAUGCGGCAAUGGCACAGCUGGCAGAGAAACAGGCGUCGCUGGCAGAAGCUCAGAAUAAGCUGAGAGAGGUGGGUGAGCGGUUGGAGCAGCUGAAGAUGCAGUACGAUGAGAAGCUGGCACAGAAGGAGCAGCUCAGAGAAGAGGCUGAACUGAUGGAGGUGAAGCUACAGAGAGCGGGGACACUGGUGACAGGACUGGCUGGGGAGAAAUCUCGCUGGGAGGAGACGGUGAAGGGUCUAGAGCAAGACCUGGGCUUCCUAGUUGGCGACUGUCUCCUUGCCUCGGCCUUCCUGUCGUACAUGGGCCCCUUCCUCUCCAGCUACCGUAAGGGAAUCUUGAGCAUCUGGACCAAUGAGGUGCGGGAGAUGUUGGUUCCCUGCUCUCCACAGUUUUCUCUGACUACCUUCCUGUCCAGCCCCACCAUGGUACGAGAGUGGAAAUUGCAAGGCCUGCCCUCGGACAGCUUUUCCAGUGACAAUGGAGUCAUCGUCACACGGGGGAACAGGUGGCCACUGAUGGUAGAUCCGCAGGGACAAGCCACUAAAUGGAUUAAAAGCAUGGAGUCUGCUCAGGGGCUUAAAGUGAUUGACCUGCAGACGCCGGAUUUCAUGCGCACCCUUGAACAAGCUAUCCAGUUUGGGACCCCAGCACUUCUACAGAACGUCCAGGAAGAUCUAGAUCCAUCACUGGCACCGAUCCUGAACAAGUCUGUCACAAAAGUGGGGGGACAGCUGCAGAUCCGCCUGGGCGAUAAAGAUGUCACAUACAACCCCGACUUCCGCUUCUACAUCACAACAAAACUCUCCAACCCCCAUUAUACUCCGGAGAUCAGCUCGCAGGCCACCAUUGUCAACUUCGCUGUGAAGGAGCAGGGUUUGGAGGCGCAGCUAUUGGCCAUCGUUGUGCGGAAGGAACGUCCGGAGCUGGAGGAACAGAAGCAAUCGCUGGUCCUAAACAUCGCAGCUGGGAAACGUAAGCUACAGGACCUGGAAGAUGAGAUUCUCAGGCUCCUGAAUGAGGCGACGGGCUCUCUCUUGGAUGACGUGCAGCUGGUGAACACCCUUCAGACGUCGAAGGUCACGGCCAGCGAAGUCAGCGAGCAGCUGGAGAGCAGUGAGGAGACGGAAGAGAUGAUAGACCUGGCCAGAGAGGCAUACCGCCCUUGUGCCCAGCGUGCCUCACUCCUCUUCUUCGUCUUGAAUGACCUCGGGCGAAUUGACCCAAUGUAUCAGUUCUCCCUGGAUUCCUACAUCGACCUCUUCCAUCUAAGUAUUGACAGGAGCAAGCGUAGCGCCAACCUGGAGGAGAGGAUCACCAACCUCAAUGAGUAUCACACGUAUGCGGUCUACAGGUACACCUGCCGCGCCCUCUUCGAAAAACACAAGUUGCUGUUCAGUUUCCAGAUGUGCGCCAAGAUCCUGGAGGUGGCCGGAAAGCUCAACAUGGAUGAGUACAACUUCUUCCUGCGCGGUGGUCUGGUCCUGGACCGAGAAGAGCAGAUGGACAACCCCUGCCCAGGAUGGCUUUCUGACGCCAACUGGGAUAACAUAACAGAGCUGGACAAGCUGGCAAACUUUCAUGGCAUCAUGAAUUCAUUUGAGCAGUACCCCCGAGACUGGCACCAAUGGUACACCAGCGCCGAGCCUGAAAAUGCCUGCCUGCCAGGUGAAUGGGAGAAUGCCUGCAGUGAGAUGCAGCGGAUGCUCAUUGUCCGUUCUCUGCGCCAGGACCGCGUGGCCUUCUGCGUCACCGCUUAUAUCAUCAACAAUCUGGGGUCAAAGUUUACAGAGCCGCCGGUACUGGACAUGAAAGCGGUGGUUGAGGACUCUCUCCCACGCUCCCCGCUGGUGUUCGUGCUCUCCCCAGGAGUGGACCCUACUGGUGCCCUCUUGCAGUUGGCAGAGCAGUGCCGGAUGUCCCAGCUGUUCCAAGCUCUGUCCCUGGGACAAGGUCAGGCACCUAUUGCCACCCGCAUGAUCAAAGAAGGAGUGAAGGACGGACACUGGGUCUUCUUGGCCAAUUGUCACCUGUCCCUGUCCUGGAUGCCUCAGCUGGAUAAGUUGGUGGAACAGCUGCAAGUAGAAGAUCCACAUCCAAACUUCAGGCUGUGGCUGAGCUCCAGCCCCCAUCCUGACUUCCCCAUCUCCAUCCUGCAAGCCAGCAUUAAGAUGACCACCGAGCCCCCCAAGGGCUUACGCGCCAACCUAACACGUCUUUACCAGCUGAUAACCGAGCCCCAGUUCUCCCGGUGCAGCAAGACCUCCAGCUACCGGCGCCUGCUGUUCUCUCUCUGCUUCUUCCACAGUGUCCUCCUGGAGCGCAGGAAAUUCCUCCAGCUUGGCUGGAACAUCGUAUAUGGCUUCAAUGACUCUGACUUUGAGGUAUCUGAGAAUCUGCUCAGCCUGUACCUGGAUGAGUAUGAGGAGACCCCGUGGGAGGCCCUCAAAUUUCUCAUCUCUGGCGUCAAUUAUGGAGGUCAUGUGACUGAUGACUGGGAUCGGCGUCUUCUGGGAACCUAUAUUAAUGAUUAUUUCUCUGAAUCUGUACUGACCGCCCCAUUCUACAGACUUUCCUCUUUGGACACAUAUUACAUCCCACGCGAUGGGCCGCUGGCGUCAUACAAGGAGUUUAUUGGCUUGUUGCCCACUGUGGAUCAUCCAGAGGCCUUCGGCCAGCACCCAAACGCGGAUAUUGCCAGCCAGAUCACUGAGGCACGAACCCUCUUUGACACUCUGCUGUCUCUGCAACCCCAGAUCACUCAGAGCGUGGCGGGAGGGCAAAGCCGAGAAGACAAGGUCUUGGAGAUACUGAGUGAUGUCCGGCAGAAGAUUCCCCAGGAAAUAGAUUAUGAAGGAACGAUGAAAGUGCUGAGUGACGAUCCCAGCCCGCUCAAUGUUGUGUUACUACAGGAGAUCCAGAGAUACAACACUCUGCUGAGCACGAUCCGAUCUUCUCUCCUAGACCUAGAGCAUGGUAUACAGGGCCUGGUGGUCAUGUCUACUGAACUGGAGGAGAUAUUCACAUAUAUACAUGACGCACGUGUGCCCCCACUCUGGGAAAAGGCCUACCCGUCACUGAAGCCCCUGGCGGCCUGGACUCGGGAUCUGGCGUUGCGCGUGGAGAUGUUCGCUCACUGGGCAGAGACGGCACAUCCGCCUGUUCUGUAUUGGCUAUCAGCAUUCACCUUCCCCACCGGAUUCCUGACCGCCGUACUACAGAGUUCAGCCCGGCAAAACAAUGUCUCUGUGGACUCUCUCUCCUGGGAAUUCAUUGUCUCAACUGUAGAUGAUAAUAACCUGGUGUAUCCUCCAAAGGAUGGGGUGUGGAUCCGCGGUCUGUAUCUGGAGGGGGCCGGGUGGGAUAAGAAGAACUCCUGCCUAACGGAGGCAUCACCCAUGCAGCUGGUGUGUCCUAUUCCCACCAUUCACUUCAGACCCACCGAGAGCAAGAAGAAGAGCAGUAAAGGUCUGUACUCCUGCCCCUGUUAUUAUUACCCGCUCCGCUCCGGGGCUGCCGGCCGGGCCUCCUUUGUGAUCGGGGUAGAUCUCCGGACGGGGUCUUCGCCUCCCGAACACUGGAUCAAGAGGGGGACAGCCUUGCUCAUGAGCCUGGACAGCUAAGGGCUUCAGACGCCCGCCAUGUCUCUUCACCGCCUGGUGCCUUGUGCAGCUCACGUGUAUUUAUUUCUGUAAAUGGCUUUCGCAUCACAAUAAAGUGCUCUGACCUUUCUGAGUGAAGGAUUAUGCCGUCA